CAAGUCAUCAGCUAGCUAGCCUUCCCUACAGCAACUGCUUACAUACAACACUUCCAUCUUCCCGAGCUCGUCUUCGAUCAAUUCCCAAGUCAAAUAAUAAUAUAACAACAAUGGUGGUUCCCGUCAUCGACUUCUCCAAGCUGGACGGCGCUGAGAGGGCCGAAACCCUGGCGCAGAUCGCCAAUGGCUGCGAGGAGUGGGGAUUCUUCCAGCUCGUGAACCACGGCAUCCCGCUGGAGCUUCUUGAGCGCGUCAAGAAGGUGAGCUCCGACUGCUACCGCCUCCGGGAGGCCGGGUUCAAGGCGUCGGAGCCGGUGCGCACGCUGGAGGCGCUCGUCGACGCGGAGCGGCGCGGCGAGGUUGUGGCGCCGGUGGAUGACCUGGACUGGGAGGACAUCUUCUACAUCCACGACGGAUGCCAGUGGCCGUCCGAGCCGCCGGCGUUCAAGGAGACCAUGCGCGAGUACCGCGCCGAGCUGAGGAAGCUCGCCGAGCGCGUCAUGGAGGCCAUGGACGAGAACCUCGGCCUCGCCAGGGGCACCAUCAAGGACGCCUUCUCCAGCGGCGGCCGGCACGAGCCCUUCUUCGGCACCAAGGUCAGCCACUACCCGCCGUGCCCGCGCCCGGACCUCAUCACGGGCCUGCGCGCGCACACCGACGCCGGCGGCGUCAUCCUGCUGUUCCAGGACGACAGGGUCGGCGGCCUGGAGGUGCUCAAGGACGGCCAGUGGACCGACGUGCAGCCGCUCGCGGGCGCCAUCGUCGUCAACACUGGCGACCAGAUUGAGGUGCUCAGCAACGGGCGCUACCGCAGCGCCUGGCACCGCGUGCUGCCCAUGCGCGACGGCAACCGCCGCUCCAUCGCUUCCUUCUACAACCCGGCCAACGAGGCCACCAUCUCGCCGGCGGCGGUGCAGGCCAGCGGCGGCGACGCAUACCCCAAGUACGUGUUCGGCGACUACAUGGACGUGUACGCCAAGCACAAGUUCCAGGCCAAGGAGCCCAGGUUCGAAGCCGUCAAGGUUGCAGCGCCCAAGUCAUCUCCAGCGGCAUAAAUAAAUGGAGGGGACCAAUUAUUAAAUGCAUUAUAAUUUAUUUGUUGAAUAAAACAGCCGGAGAAAUAAUGAUAAUGUAAAGUAUAUAUGAUAAACACCGGUUAGGAUUUAAGGUGUUUAACUUUAGUUGCAUGGUAUAAUAUGAUAUAUUGUUGUAGCAAUAAGUUUAUUAAGUAUUCAUAAGUGUUCUAAAUAGUGGGCUAAGGCACUUAUC
Zea mays is the source of this 1269-nucleotide messenger RNA. RefSeq lists its product as uncharacterized. The transcript has a single exon. Bases 111 to 1055 code for a protein of 314 amino acids. The record is from RefSeq and is marked validated. Lineage: Eukaryota; Viridiplantae; Streptophyta; Magnoliopsida; Poales; Poaceae.